Messenger RNA from Phyllostomus discolor (pale spear-nosed bat), 4619 nucleotides. It is a transcript of the gene AXL, whose product is annotated as AXL receptor tyrosine kinase. The record is from RefSeq and is a predicted model, not a curated record. The transcript has 20 exons. Gene Ontology annotation, biological process: positive regulation of phosphatidylinositol 3-kinase/protein kinase B signal transduction; cell surface receptor protein tyrosine kinase signaling pathway; nervous system development. Gene Ontology annotation, cellular component: signaling receptor complex. Gene Ontology annotation, molecular function: transmembrane receptor protein tyrosine kinase activity; ATP binding; protein binding. Bases 456 to 3170 code for a protein of 904 amino acids. Lineage: Eukaryota; Metazoa; Chordata; Mammalia; Chiroptera; Phyllostomidae.
CCCAGGGCGACAGUUCCCAGAGUCUGGUGGAGAGACACACAGCCUCCCCGCCUCGCUGGCCCAGGCUUAAAGGCGAAGCCACCAGGGCCCCUUCCCCUCCUCAGCCUCCCUCCAGGGUCCCUUUAAGACAGGGCCGGUCCUCUCCUCUCCGAGUUAACUCCUCGAAGUCCCGGUGGCCCCCCUGGGCUCCCAGCCCGGAGGGUGGAGGCAGGGGGCGCCAGGGGCGGGGAAAGAGCUGCCGCGGUCCGGGAGGGAGAGGAGGAGGCCCGGGAGCGGGGAAGGCGGCCACCGAGUGGAGCCGGCAAGGAGCCCUCCCCGUGCCAGGCAGACAGUGCCAAAGCCGGGGAGCCUGGAGCUGGGGGGAGGGCCGGGACCGCCCGGCCCUGCCCCCUCCCCCGCCGUGUGCCCAGCAACUUCUGAGGAAAGUUUGGCAGAGAUCGUGUGGUGCCCCGAGGAUGGGCAGGGUCCCAUUGGCCUGGUGGCUGGCGCUGUGCUGCUGGGGGUGCGUGGCCCCGGAGGGUUCACAGACUCAGACAGAUCCCUUUGUGGAAAGCCCAAGGAACAUCACUGGUGCCCGGGAACUCAUGAGGACCCUUCAAUGUGAGCUUCUGGUUCGUGGGGAACCCCCUGAGGUGACCUGGCUUCGAGAUGGACAGGCCCUAGAGCUGGCGGACAGCACCCAGAUCCAGGUGCCUCUGGGCGAAGAUGAACAGGACGAGUGGAAAGUGGUCAGCCAGCUCAGGAUCUCAUCCCUGCAGCUCUCAGACGUGGGAUGGUACCAGUGUGCAGUGGUCCUCGGAGGAAGGACCUUCGAGUCCCAGCCUGGCUACAUCGGGCUGGAGGGCUUGCCCUACUUCCUGGAGGAGCCCGAGGACAGGACCGUUGCUGCCAAUACCCCCUUCAACCUGAGCUGCCGAGCACAGGGUCCCCCAGAGCCUGUGGACCUACUCUGGCUCCAGGAUGCUGUCCCCCUGGCUCCGACCACAGGCCACACCCCCCAGCACAUACUUCAUGUUCCAGGUCUGAACAAGACAUCUUCUUUCUCCUGUGAGGCCUAUAACGCCAAGGGGGUCACCACAUCCCGAACGGCCAUCAUCACAGUGCUCCCACAGCGGCCCCACGACCUCCACUUGGUUUCCAGCCGGCCCACAGAGCUGGAAGUGGCUUGGACCCCAGGCCUGAGCGGCAUCUACCCCCUCACCCACUGCAUCCUGCAGGCUAUGCUGUCAGACGAUGGGGCGGGCAUCAGGCUGGGAGAGCCAGACCCCCCAGAGGAGCCCCUCACCUUUCAAGCAUCCAUUCCCCCUCACCAACUAUGUUUGGACAGCCUCCGUCCUCACAGCACUUAUCACAUCCGGCUGGCGUGUGCCAGUAGCCAGGGCCCCUCGCUCUGGACCCAUUGGCUUCCUGUGGAGACACCUGAGGGAGUGCCCCUGGGCCCCCCCGAGAACGUUAGUGCCAUGCGGAAUGGGAGCCAAGCCAUCGUGCGUUGGCAGGAGCCAGUGGCACCCCUACAGGGCACCCUGUUAGGGUACCGCCUGGCCUAUCGAGGCCAGGACACCCCCGAGGUACUGAUGGACAUAGGGCUAAAGCAGGAGGUGACCCUGGAGCUGCGGGAGGACAGGAUUGUGCCCAACCUGACAGUGUCCUUGGCGGCCUACACCGCCUCUGGGGAUGGACCCUGGAGCCUCCCUGUGUCCCUGGAGCCUUGGCGCCCAGGGCAAGGACAGCCAGUGCACCAGCUGGGGAGAUGGUCCCAGGGCCUCAGCCAUGACCUGUCCCCCGUGCCCCUGACAGUGAGUGAAACUCCAGCCCUUUCCUUCUCGUGGCCCUGGUGGUAUGUACUGCUGGGAGUAGUUGUGGCUGCUGCCUGUGUCUUCAUCUUGGCCUUGUUCCUCAUCCACCGGCGGAAGAAGGAGACACGCUAUGGAGAGGUGUUUGAACCAACAGUGGAGAGGGGUGAGCUGGUGGUCAGGUACCGCGUUCGCAAGUCCUACAGUCGCCGGACCACUGAAGCCACCUUGAACAGCCUGGGUAUCAGCGAGGAGCUGAAGGAGAAGCUGCGGGACGUGAUGGUGGACCGGCACAAGGUGGCCCUGGGGAAGACCUUGGGAGAAGGAGAGUUUGGAGCUGUGAUGGAGGGCCAGCUCAAUCAGGAUGACUCCAUCCUCAAGGUGGCUGUGAAGACGAUGAAGAUUGCCAUCUGCACAAGGUCAGAGCUGGAGGAUUUCCUGAGUGAAGCUGUCUGCAUGAAGGAAUUUGACCACCCAAAUGUCAUGAGGCUCAUCGGUGUCUGUUUCCAGGGUUCUGAACUAGAAGGCUUUCCAGCACCUGUGGUCAUCUUACCUUUCAUGAAACACGGAGACCUACACAGCUUCCUUCUCUAUUCUCGACUUGGGGACCAGCCAGUGUUUCUGCCCACUCAGAUGCUGGUGAAGUUCAUGGCAGACAUUGCCAGUGGCAUGGAGUAUUUGAGUACCAAGAGAUUCAUACAUCGGGACCUGGCUGCUAGGAAUUGCAUGCUGAACGAGAACAUGUCCGUGUGUGUGGCGGACUUUGGACUCUCCAAGAAGAUCUACAAUGGCGACUACUACCGCCAGGGACGCAUUGCCAAGAUGCCAGUCAAGUGGAUCGCCAUCGAGAGCCUGGCUGACCGUGUCUACACCAGCAAGAGCGAUGUGUGGUCCUUUGGGGUGACAAUGUGGGAAAUCGCCACCCGGGGCCAGACCCCAUACCCCGGCGUGGAGAACAGUGAGAUUUACGACUACCUGCGCCAGGGAAACCGCCUGAAGCAGCCUGUGGACUGUCUGGAUGGACUGUAUGCCCUGAUGUCCCGGUGCUGGGAGCUAAACCCCCAGGACCGGCCAAGUUUUGCAGAGCUGCGGGAAGAUCUGGAGAACACGCUGAAGGCCCUGCCCACUGCCCAGGAGCCUGACGAAAUCCUCUAUGUCAACAUGGAUGAGGGUGGGAGUCACGCUGAACCACCUGGAGCUGCCGGAGGAGCUGACCUCCCAACUCAGCCCGAUCCUAAGGAUUCCUGCAGCUGCCUCACUGCAGCUGAGGUCCAUCCUGCUGGACGCUAUGUCCUCUGCCCUUCCACAGCCCCUGGCCCCACCCUGCCUGCUGACAGGGGCUCCCCCGCACCCCCAGGGCAGGAGGAUGGAGCCUGAGACAACCCUCCAACUGAGACUUUCUCUCAGGACCCAAGCUAGGCACUGCCACUGGGGGACCCCCCCACAUUCUCAUUCCAGGCCUUACUUCCACCUGAAGACCUCCUGUCCUGUCAGUUCCACUUCCACCCCACACAGAUCCUCUCCCUUUCCACACCUUGAGAGUUGGACUACAAUCCCUAAGGGUCCUCCUAGAUCUUACAUUCCAAGAUGCUGGCUUCUAAGGUUUAAAGAGUUUAGGUCCUAGGUUUCAAAGAUGCUAUGAGUCUGUGGUUCUAAGGACCAGAAAUUCCAAAGUCUUAAAUUCUAAAAUGCUAAGGUUCUAGACAUGGAAGUUCUAAGACCUCUCUUGUAAAGCUCUGAGAUCCUAUGGCACUAGACUUUUCUGGUUUUAAGAUUCUUGGUAAAACCUGUAAGUGUGGGGGUUUUAAAGUUCUAAGAUUCUAGGGCUAGGCACUAAGAACCUGCAAUGCUAGAUUUUAUUUUCCUUAGGGUAAAAGAUUUUAGAUUCUAAAAUUCUACAAUUCCAAACAUGGACGCUUUAAAUUCUACAAUUCUAAAAUGGAGGUUCUAAACUUUGAUGUUCUAAGCCUCUUAGAGUAUAAAUCCUUUGACUCUAGACUCUAGAGCACAAAGCUUCAAAAUAUUAUCUUUUCAAGUUCUAAGAUAAUAAUGAUGGUCAAUUAUAGGGUCUAAGGCUUUAUGAUCCUCGAAGCUCUUGUUAUGAGACUCUGGAUUCUAAAGGUCUAAGAUUCUAGAGUCUGCAAUUCAAAAGUUCUGAGAAUCUACAGAACUUAGAAAAGUUCUAAGGGGAUGUUCUAAGGCUUAAUCUAAGAACCUAGAGCCUCUGUGCCUAAGAUUCAAGAUCAUAUGCUUCCAAGUUCUAGAUUAUUAAACUGUAAGAUUCUAAUGUUCACUUCCAUAUUCUGAGGCAUUCCACAUUCUAUGGGUCCAAGAUUCUGGAUCCUCAGCAUCUAAGGGAUAAGACUCUACAGUUAGUUGUGACUAACGAGAUACCAAAGUUCUAAUCAUUUCUAAUGUUGGAUCCCUUUAGGUUCUAUGCUGCAUUUCACCUUUCUAUGAUUUUAGUUAAGGGUGCAAGAAUCCACAAUUCUAGAUCUUAAGAUUCUAAGCAUUCUAGUUUUAAAAUUCAAAUGCUGUAAGAUUUUAAAGGUCUAUAGGUCUAGAACUCCAAGUUCCCAAGGUUCUAACUUUAUAUUCUUCUGUGUGACCCUCCCCAAGCCACCUCUGCUUCCUCCUACCCUCAUGUGGGGGUGUGCUCCCCUGAAGCCUGUGCAAUGCAUUAGGGAUGUCUCCCUUCCCCAGGGGACAAUCUUUCUCCUUUUGGGCCAUGCUGCCCCCCUGAGCCAGUCCCUCAUACCCCAUGUACAGAGUGUGGACUCUGGUGCCUCCAAAGGGGCUUAGAUCACAUAAAACUUUGUAAACACA